AUAAACAUUUUCCCAGCACACCUCUUGAGAUUAAUCACUCGCGCACAGGAUCAGGCACAGUGCACGUGUCUGAGCAGUCACAGUCUCGCCUCUCUGGAAUGAAAGCAGCUCAGUGAUGGAGUUCAGAGAGCUGGGAGCAGACGACAGUUCUGAUGGAGAUAUGGGGGAUCUGGAUAGUCUGAAAGCUCUGACAGAGAAACUCAAACUCCAAACGCGCAGACCGUCGUACCUAGAAUGGAAGGAGCGACUGCAGGCUCGCCCGUGGACUGAUGCCACACACAGUUCAAAUGUCAGCAGCCCAGGAUCUGUGGAGAAGGACACUCAGCUAUCCGACAUCUGGAAAGAUGGGAUGCCUUAUAAGAAUAUAUGCGGCUUUGAUACUAUAGACGACGCGUUAGAAUGGCUCAGAAACGAACUGAGGGAGAUGCAGAUGCAGGAUAACCGUCUUGCACGGCAGUUGAUUCGCUUACGGGUGGAGAUCCACAGGUUGAAGGUGGAGCAGGUGUGUCACCGUCACAAAGAGAUGCUGGAUGAUGCCACAUAUGAGCUGGAGGAGUGCGAGGAGGACUCAGACCUGCUGUGUGACAUCCCCAUGAAAGCUGCCUUCACUCUGUCCACCCCUCUCAAACAUCUUGGUCUCACCAGGAUGAACCUCAACUCCAGACGAUUCUCACUCUGUUGAGAGGCACGGCGAUGAGAGAUGCCCCUCAAGAACAUUUCUGUUACUUUUGCUGACACUGGAAACCAAAGUUUUGUUUCACAUCAGUGUUAAAAUUGGACCCUAGCAAAAAAAUAAGAAUAAAAAAAUCACUUUCAGUUUUCUUCAGAUCGCUAAGUCUUAUUUAACUUUGUUAGACUUGACCACAGGUGGUCAUAUAUGGAAAUGCAGUAACCAGCAUUACAGUCUAUACCACUUGUGAAGGCGGACUCACCACAGGACUGAGAAAGUCGUCAGAGUUGGAAAAAAAGUUUAUAUUUACAAUUGAAAAUAACUGAACUGAUCUGAAAAUCAAGAGGAACCUGCUUCUGUGUCAAAAGGCAUGAGAUUGGCAUGUGAGAGUAGCAGCCUUACAGGAAGUGUGAGUUUGUGUUCAGGCAUUUUGUCACCUUUUCUCUUAAAUCUUAAAAAUAACCCCCACUUUUCAGCUCAGAGCUGCACCAACUAAAAAGCUAAUCUCAGUCCUCUGUUCAGCCCACUGUAGGUGGUUGGUCUUAAAUAAGUUGGGAGUACGUUUUUGAGAAUCUUGUGCUUGGGAAAUGUUCAUUUACACAGUCAGUUUUUUAUAGUGUCCUUUGUACAUCCACUGAACCCAUUUAAGUUUAGAAGCACUGGAAAUAUAACACUGCAUUUGUGCAUGGAUACUGUAAGUGCUUAUGUCUAAAGCUCCAUGAUAAAAUUAAAACAUAUCACAGAGGACCUUUAUAUUUUGACAAAUUUCAACUUGG
Cyprinus carpio (common carp) is the source of this 1446-nucleotide messenger RNA. RefSeq names its product protein FAM167B-like. Lineage: Eukaryota; Metazoa; Chordata; Actinopteri; Cypriniformes; Cyprinidae. The record is from RefSeq and is a predicted model, not a curated record.